This is a messenger RNA of Danio rerio (zebrafish), 5430 nucleotides long. Lineage: Eukaryota; Metazoa; Chordata; Actinopteri; Cypriniformes; Danionidae. The record is from RefSeq and is a predicted model, not a curated record.
GGUGUCUCAAAAUGGCGGACGCGGCCGUUGGAGGAAUACUUCAGCUUCUGUUUUUCUUCACUACUCCUAAAUAUAGCGACAGCUUCAUGCAGAGACCGUCUGGUUGGUAAAUGCCUGCAGGCUGUCAAUGUGUGGUGUACCUGGAGACUGUCUUUAAGGAGAAGUGUUUGGGGUGAGCUGCUGACCACCCUGCGAGCCGGACCCGGCGUCCUAUCUCUGAUCUCCUGCCAAGGAGACAGCAGUUGCUGCACACUCUACACCUGACCCCCAUCCCCACCCCGUCCUGUCCCGUCCCUUCUGCCAACAUGGUGCUGUCACAGAGGCAACGUGACGAGCUAAACCGAGCGAUAGCUGAUUACCUUCGUUCCAAUGGAUAUGAAGAGGCAUAUUCAGUUUUCAAAAAGGAGGCGGAAUUAGACAUGAAUGAAGAAUUGGACAAGAAAUAUGCAGGUCUCUUGGAAAAGAAAUGGACUUCAGUCAUCAGAUUACAGAAAAAGGUGAUGGAGUUAGAAUCAAAACUGAAUGAAGCAAAAGAGGAGAUUAAUAUAGGUGGGCCAAUUGGACAGAAGCGAGACCCCAAAGAAUGGAUCCCCCGUCCUCCUGAGAAAUACGCUCUGAGCGGCCAUAGGAGUCCUGUCACCAGAGUCAUUUUCCAUCCUGUUUUCAGCGUCAUAGUUUCUGCCUCAGAGGACGCAACAAUAAAGGUAUGGGAUCAUGAAACUGGAGAUUUUGAAAGGACCCUCAAAGGCCACACAGACUCCGUGCAAGACAUUUCCUUUGACCACACUGGAAAGCUGCUAGCCUCGUGUUCAGCGGAUAUGACCAUCAAGCUCUGGGACUUCCAGGGCUUUGAGUGUAUCAGGACCAUGCACGGACACGACCAUAAUGUUUCAUCUGUAGCUAUUAUGCCCAAUGGAGAUCACAUAGUUUCUGCCUCAAGGGAUAAAACCAUUAAAAUGUGGGAGGUUGCCACUGGAUACUGUGUUAAGACAUUCACCGGACACAGAGAGUGGGUCCGCAUGGUGCGGCCCAACCAGGACGGGACCCUGAUUGCCAGUAGUUCUAAUGACCAGACGGUGCGUGUUUGGGUGGUGGCCACAAAAGAAUGUAAAGCAGAGCUGCGCGAGCAUGAGCAUGUGGUGGAGUGCAUUUCUUGGGCCCCUGAAAGUGCCCAUCCCACCAUCCUGGAGGCCACCGGCUCAGAGACCAAGAAGAGUGGGAAACCUGGUCCUUUCCUUUUGUCUGGUUCCAGAGAUAAGACUAUCAAGAUGUGGGAUGUGAGCAUUGGCAUGUGCCUUAUGACACUGGUUGGCCAUGAUAACUGGGUGCGUGGGGUUCUUGUGCACCCUGGAGGAAAGUACAUUGUGAGCUGUGCUGAUGACAAGACUUUGAGGAUCUGGGACUACAAAAACAAGCGCUGCACGAAGACCUUGAGUGCCCACGAACAUUUUGUUACCUCUCUGGAUUUCCACAAGACUGCUCCGUACGUCGUCACCGGGAGCGUAGAUCAAACAGUAAAAGUGUGGGAAUGUCGCUGAUCAUACCCGCCAGGACCCUUCACAACACCUCCAUGCUCCCCUCCACCCCCACGGACCCAUUCCACUUUCCCCUCAGCUUCCUCCUGCUCUUCUGGAUGCACUCGAACACCACAGUCAUCACCCACGAGCUCCGGUUUAAUAACGUGUCCUUUUAUGUAAAUUAUUCUGGAUGUAGAUCGAGCUAUUAAAUGAAAAAAAAAAAGUAUUCUUGCAUGGUGAAUCCAAAACUGUAUACUGUAAAUUUACAUAAUGUUGUCUAGAAGUACCAUAGGUUUAACACAGGCUGAUCUUUCACUCAGCCUGACCUACCGAAGGCAGAAGCUGACUGGGUUAAAUGUAGGGCACUAAACUGAUAAUUUAAUGACAGUGUCUGAUUUAUAUUUGUCUAUUUUUAUUUUAUUUAGUUUAUUUUGUUUUGUUUUCCACUGUCUUAGUCUGUUUGUGCCUAGCUUGGAGACCUUUCAAAGGGGCAAAGGCUACAGAAGGAAUCUAUAAAUGCUGAGGUGGAGAGUUGAUCUGGAGCUUGUUAUCGGAGUUAUUCUGUAGCUUUGUUACAUCACUUCUGGAGUGUACUUAUACCAUUCUCUUCUCUUGUGGAUUUAGAUAACAUUUAAUGGUUGCAUCUAAGAACGUUUUCAUGUGUUUUGUCUGGAGACCUUUGGGAAUAAAUCUUUGUACGCUUGUCAUGACACGUCCUACUGAGAAGUACAAUCCCAGAGACAUGACUUUACACUGUAAGAGAGAAUCCUGCUUAAUUCUAGGAGUGAAUUUGUACAAAAAAGCCAUGCUGCAUAUAGGGCGGCAAGAGUUUUAUGUUUUGUUUUUUCUUUUUGCCCCAAAUCGACGAUAGCUUUAGUAAAGAUUUUGGUCACUCAGGAGCACUUCAAACUUAAACAUUGCCUCUACAAAGCACUUGAUUUGGCCAUCAGUGUUUGCAUUCAGAUGAAGACGUCCUGAUUCUUCCUUUCGUUGCUUAAUCUCGUUGCCCUUAUGGCAGUUGUGCUGAGACUAAGAAAUCGCAAGCCUCAGUUUGGACCCAAGGUGCAAAGCAUGACAAGGGCUCAAAGUUUCCUCUCAUUAAGGGGAUGUGCAAAAAUCCUAAAAGAAUGGAUGCAAAGAUUUCUAUGAUGACAAAAAAAAUGAUCGGGGUUACUGUGGGAAGCUCAAUCUACAAGUCGCGGAGCUACAAACCUAACCAUCUGCCUGUUCUCUCUCUGUGGAGUGUGAAUCUUGUUGUAAAGGGAUCUUCAUACUGUGGCCGAAUAUCCCUAAUAUAACCACAGGUGCUCAAGCCAUUACUUAAGUGUGACGAGUGGUACACACUCUGCUAUAUCUGUUAAUAAAUGUACAAAUGAUUACACAAUGGGAAAUGAUUUGAUAAAGUCCCAAACAUGGAGAUAAACCAUUCCAUAUCUUUUAAGGAAGAAAAAAAAUGCCUUUUGACUUUGUGCGAAGACAAAAGAAAUUCAAUUAACUUGCACAUCCCUGCUAUUGUUGGAUCUUCGGUCCGGUCGGGCUGAAGGUUUACCCAAUUUAAGGCUUUGAACAGAUAUCAUUUUAAUUAGCCUUUUCAUUCCAAUGCAAUUAUAUAAUAAAGAAUUCACUGCUUAACCAUGCUAUUAUCAAGCGAUUUCCUGUUGUGUGCGUACUGGAUGUACCUACUGCUGCUGAAAAUUCGAUAGUGACUAGUCUGAGAUCUGUACCUGUCCACAUAGCACUGCUGCAUGUAAGUGUACGGGUGGGCAACCGUCAAACAUAUUUGAUGUCCAACCGUCCAGAAAAGAUCUAAGUGACAUCUUGUUCGGAGCGUAUGUGUUGCGGCAUGAUUGGUUGAUGGGGAUAGACGUCCUAUCAGAUAUGUACGAUGAAGGCAGGCCGCUCUGUUUGUGGUUGUAGAGGCCGAUCUGUGUGUGUGUAUGCUUGUAUGAAGGAAGAUGACCACUUCAUUUGGCUAUGGGAUUGUGGCAGACUGAGCAACCCAAGGGAGAAGUGCCCAUCACAAGCAAACACCGUUGAUGCCUCGUCUUUUUUUUUUUUGAUUGAGACCUUUUACAUUGGUUCUUUAGUCACUUCACUGUGUAGUGCAGCUGGCAACCUAAACCAAAAAUGGACAAACAUAUUGCUGAAUCGAAUCAUUUGUAAUAUAAUAACAUUGUCCAGAGCUUAUCUUUUCCUGUAAGCAGCACUGCUCCCUUAUAAUUGGCUUUAAUCAAGACAUUGACUACUAACCAUUUUUUUUCACCUUCAGUUGUUUACAAACCUUUUUAACCCAGCAAGCAUUUUUUGCUUUUAAAAGAUGUCUAAUAGACGUCUAAACAUAGUGUUCCUGGCUAAAACAAGGUUAAAUUUGGGCUGUCAGUGAAAAUCUAACAGAUGUCUAAGAAUAGGCCAAAACUGGACUAGUCAUCAAAUAAGCAGAAAUGAGUGACUACACACAAAGUCUGUCUAAUCUGUCUAUUUGGGCUAUUCUUAGAUGUCUACUAGAUUUUCACUGACAGCCCAAGUUUAACCUUGCUUUAGCUUUAGAUGUUUAGAUGUCUGUUAAACACAAAAUUGUUUGCUGGGAAGUUUCAGUGUCCUGUUGAACACAAAAGAAGAGGUUGUUUUACAGAAUGAUUGAAGAUUGGUAGCUGUUGGCUUCCAUAGUAGGAGAAAAUAUAUGUAUAUAACAGAGAAUAGUUGCUUUUAACAUUCUUCAAAAUGUCUCUUUUGUGAUCUGCUUGAGAUAGAAACUAUUUGGAAUAAGUGGAGGUAAAAAAAUGAUAACAGAACUUUUCAGAAGACGGAAGAUGACAAGAUUUUUGAGAGAACUUUCUUUUUCAAUGGUUAGUUUGCCUUAAAAUGAAUCCUUUUUACAAAUAGUUUAUUUUUUAUCCUCAUGUCCUUUCCCUAAAACAAGUUUUGUUUGCAUUUAAAGCACAAAUUAGGGCAUUAUUACAGAAACCUUCGAGAUCUGGCUCUGCUUUCAAAAUCAGAGCACCCAAAACUCUUAAUGCUUUACAACAUUUGUGAAAAAAGCCUUGUGAAUCAAGUGGUUUAAUCCAAAUGUGGAGAUAUGAUUGCUUGGUUUUUUCAACUUUAUUCUGAUACAAAAAAACAAGCUCAGCUGUACUUCCUUGUCACGUUAAGAAAGUCCUCAUUGGUUGUACACGCUAUAAUAUGCUAUGUGACAGAGAAGAAUAUAACUGAUUGGUUUUCACACACCAAGAAAGCAUCCAUAAGCUUUAGUGAGCAAAUUUGAAGGUUGUUAACAUUUGUUGAAUCAAUUUAUAUUACCUCAAGCCCAAAAUUAAAUAGAAAAAUUAAGUGAUCUUGACCAUUCAGAAGACAUUGAUUAAACCGCUUGAGGCUUACAGAUUAGGUUUUAAAUCUUUUAAAGCAUUUUUGGGAGAAUGUACUAUUAGUGGAGGGAUGGAAGUCUUUGUUUUGAUGCAAUAUCUUCAUUUGUGUUUUGAAGAUGAGCAAAAGGAUUAUUUGUUUAGAAUAACAUAAAGGUAAAUGAUAAUGAAUUUACAUGUUUAGGUAAUCGAAAAUGUUUAAAUUGAACCCGCCCCUUUAUAACACCUUUAGUGGUUUGACAACAAUGAUGUCCUGUUUAUUUUUGUUUGCCGGAGAGAAGGUUUGCUAUUCGCAGUUCCCAAGCAAUCCUACUGCAGCACACGCUGGAUGAGUUCAUGUACAGACAGACAGACUGGUGAAGGUGGUGUCUGCAGGUUCGCCCUCCCGCCACAGGUUUAUCAUCAGUUAUUACUUUUGUGAAUAGAUUGGAGGCUUCAGACUUCACAGCUUGAAUGGGACUCUUUGCUUUUUAUGGUAUCACUGUUCACACAGCCAAUUGUUAACAAUAUAUCUGGAUGUUAUUGUUUGCAACAUAAUUAAAGAGAAAAAAAUA